Messenger RNA from Daucus carota subsp. sativus, 1369 nucleotides. Its product is annotated as probable mediator of RNA polymerase II transcription subunit 19b. The transcript is spliced from 6 exons. The coding region runs from base 169 to 807 and encodes 212 amino acids. The record is from RefSeq and is a predicted model, not a curated record. NCBI's taxonomy places the organism in Eukaryota, Viridiplantae, Streptophyta, Magnoliopsida, Apiales, Apiaceae. Gene Ontology annotation, cellular component: mediator complex. Gene Ontology annotation, biological process: positive regulation of transcription by RNA polymerase II. Gene Ontology annotation, molecular function: transcription coregulator activity; transcription factor binding.
UGGGCCUAGUUUGGGCCCUUAUCUCGCAGUCUAUAAGACUCGCACAGACAAUCACAAAGAAUAGAUCCGAUUUAUUACAUAUAAAACAGCUGAUUAAAAUCAAACAAACGAAUGUUGCUCGUCGUUAGCCGCCACUGAUUCUUUCUUCUUCACAGUUUUCUUGGUUUGAUGGAUUGCGCAGACACAAAAUUUGGGCGAGGACCUAGAGAACUUGGUGGUUCUGUUGAUCUUAUUAAGCAAUGCAAACUCUGGCCGCAUCACGAGUUUUUUUGCAAAAGGCCACUGCCUAUAGAGAUAUCAGACACUCGAUAUCUUCGCAAUAUCAUCGGAGAAGCAAAAAUCAAGAAAGGAGAAGGGAUGGAAUUGGAUCAACUCUUCCAGAAUGCCUCUGGUGUGGAGAAUAGGCAUCAGGACUUGCAUCCAUUUGACAUGGUUAUUCUCAGGGAAGCCUUUAAGAUGAGGGAAACAACAGACGCUGACCUGUCAUAUGUUGAGAAAGGAACCGGUAGACAGAUGCCUGAGAUGUGUGGUAACUCCACAGACAAAAUACUUGAAAACCACAAGAUUAGAGACAAGGAAAAGAGUAAGGAUCAUACGUGCCAACACCAUCGAAAGGACAGUGCUAAUAGAAAAGAUGAUGAGAAAACUCGCAAAAGCCAUCGUGAUAUUAAUACCAACAAUUUGCAGAAACUGCAAGACAAGAAAAGGAAGUUUGAAGGAGUGGAUAUUUCCAGUAUCCAAAGAGGCCGGAAGACAGAGCUGGAUAAUUUGAAGGCCAAGAUUGUUGACACAAGGAUCGCACGCUAGAAUUUCAAGUAUAGAUCUCUUGCUGUUCUUUAAAAGUUUUGAUUCCAUUUUGCUUCAUCCUUCUGUGUUACUAACUUACUAUAGCAACUUAUUCUUUCUGCUUCGUUUGUACUGGUUGAGGAAUUUUAUUUUUGAAGCACUAUUGUAAAUAUCAAUUGUGGGAGAGCAUUCCAAAUCAUCAAUGCUGAGAGUACUGGAUCAGCCUCCGGUUUUGGACAAUAGAACAUCCUUCGUUUCACUCAUGCCGGAUCAUGACCUGACCUUACCUCAUUUGUCUACAAACCAACGCUCAUAUCGGCAAUCAUUCUUGCCUAAAGUUCCCAGAAUGUGGUUUGAGCAUCUCAAGUUUCUAGCAGAUUGCCCACACAUAGUUAUUGUGCUGAAGAUCACAUACUUCAAAGAAAUCUAAACUUUUUUUUGUUUUUUGUUUUUUAGGUUUUCCAAAGUUGUUUAUGCUGCAGCAAGUAGGGUAAAUGUUGAAUGCACAGAAGCUACAUUUUUUUGACAAGUUAGUAGUGAAAGUAUUAUAAUUCUUGAAAAUGUGAUCUUCCGGCUUAUUGUA